Salvia miltiorrhiza (redroot sage) is the source of this 333-nucleotide messenger RNA. RefSeq lists its product as uncharacterized. The transcript has a single exon. Bases 1 to 333 code for a protein of 110 amino acids. The record is from RefSeq and is a predicted model, not a curated record. NCBI's taxonomy places the organism in Eukaryota, Viridiplantae, Streptophyta, Magnoliopsida, Lamiales, Lamiaceae.
AUGAAUAGAAAUAAAGAGGAAGAAGACGAUGAGAAAUGGUUGAAGAUUUGGGAUUGUGGGAGCCCUUUAUAUGAUGCAUAUGAAUUGGUUGCAGUGAGCCAUGUUGUCGAGAGGAACUGCAUGAUUCUGCCUUAUCUCAGUGGAUCGAGAAACGAUGACGUGGCGGAUUCGUGCUCGUCGGAGAAGGCGGUCGAGACGACGUCGGAGAGGCCGUCGGUGAUGGGUUUCUUCUGCAGGAACGUGUGGAAGAGGAAGAGAGAUGGAGAGAGAGAUCACAAGGUUAAGAGGCACAAAAUUAGUGGGAUUUCUAAGAUUUUUGCAUGGAGAAAAUAG